UGACAUUCUAUUCAAUAGUUGUACGAGGAAAUUAUCCACAUCCACAGCGCUAGACAUGGGCAGUUUGUCUGGAUUAGUAACUGACCGUUAGAUACUAAAUGUACUGUGACUGCUAAUUUUAAUAUGUAAGUUUAUUACGUUGGUUUUUAUGUAAUUUGAUAAUAUCGAAAGCACGUCCCUGAUUAGCUAUGUAGCUAGGUAAGAUUGACUUUUUUAUCAGUCGGCAUUUGGGACGCGUCAGUGAUAACUAACGAACUGUCGAGGAAAAAAAAUAUUUAUCAACGUGUCGACAUAUUCGUUGAAACAGUCAAACAGAUUUCUAGAGCAAAGCUGCGGUGACAGCUCGAAGCGAAUUUAUUCAGAGCACUUUAUGAAGUUGUGAGGCUUAUCCAGAGGCAGGAUUCACUAUGACAGAGCGGACACCGCUUCUCCACUACCGCCUCUCCACCAGCGUCAAUGAAUCCGAUCAGCGGUCACCUCCGGUCGGGCAGGCCCCGGAGCAGCACCCGGGCAGCCCCAGGCAGAGGUCUGCCCACCAGCGGCAACCAAAGAAACUAUCCACCUUCUUCGGUGUGGUGAUCCCUACUUUGCUGUCGAUGUUCAGCGUGGUAGUCUUUCUCAGAAUAGGAUUUGUGGUGGGCCAGUCUGGACUGUACCAAGCUAUUGCCAUGUUUCUGGUGGCCUACUUCAUCAUCUGUAUGACUGUGCUAUCAGUCUGUGCCAUCUCCACCAAUGGAGCCCUGGAUGCUGGGGGAGCCUAUUACAUGAUCAGCCGAGCGCUAGGUCCAGAGUUUGGUGGCAGCAUUGGCAUCAUGUUUUUCUUUGCUAAUGUGUGCGGCAGUGCUCUGUAUGUGCUGGGUCUGGUUGAGGCCAUUGUGGCCACCUUCGGAGUGGCAGAGGAUGGGACUGUGGGUUCUCCUCACCAGGUCCUGCCCUCAGGCUAUUGGUGGUCUCUGCUUUAUGCCACUGCCAUCGCCCUGCUUUGCCUCCUGGUGUGCCUGGUGGGAGCCCACAUCUACGCCAAGGCCACUUUCAUCAUUUUUCUGUUGGUCAUGUUUGUCCUGUGCACCAUCUUCAUCAGUUUCUUUGCCGUAAGGCCUCGGACCAUCAUUCUGCCAAGCUCUUCCACACCCAACCCAAAUGGAACAGGCCCAGGAUUUCCCACAUCAGCCAACUUUACUGGCUUCAAGUUGGACACGCUGCUCGGGAACUUGGGGGCUGACUACACUGUGGAUUACACAACAGGAACUAUGAUGACCUUUGCCACUGUUUUUGCUGUGAUGUUUAAUGGCUGCACUGGCAUCAUGGCUGGUUCUAACAUGUCAGGUGACUUGAAAAAUCCCAGCUAUUCUAUCCCCCGCGGCACUAUAACAGCUGUCAUCUUCACCUUCAUCAUCUACAACUUGCUCAGUGUGCUGGUGGCGUGCUCCUGUGACCGUGUCCUGCUUCAGAGGGAUUACAGUUUCCUGAGGGACAUUAACAUCUGGAAACCAUUCGUCACCAUCGGAGUUUAUUCCUCCACGCUCUCUGCUGCCAUGAGCAACCUCAUUGGAGCCUCACGCAUCCUCUACGCCCUGGCUAGGGACGACUUGUUUGGUAAGGUGCUGUCUCCGGCUAAGAAGACGUCCCACAGUGGUAAUCCCUGGGUCUCUGUGCUCAUCUCCUGGUUCCUUGUGCAGCUGGUGCUGUUUUCUGGAAAGCUCAACACCAUCGCCAGCAUUGUGACCAUUUUCUUCCUGUUGGUGUAUGCUGCUGUGGACUUGGCCUGCCUUGCUUUGGAGUGGGCCUCUGCACCUAAUUUUAGGCCCACCUUUCGCUACUUCACCUGGCAUACGUGUGUGUUGGGCAUCGUGGGUUGUGCCGUCAUGAUGUUCCUGAUCAACGCCAUCUAUGCCUCAGCCAGUAUUGCCUUCAUGCUGCUGCUGCUUCUGCUGAUUCACUACCUCAGUCCCACCUCCAGCUGGGGCUAUAUCAGCCAGGCUCUCAUUUUCCACCAGGUGCGUAAGUACCUGCUGAUGCUGGACGUGAGGAAGGACCAUGUCAAGUUCUGGCGGCCUCAGGUCCUGCUGAUGGUUUCAAACCCUCGCAGCAGUGUGGGCCUUAUCACCUUCAUCAACGACAUCAAGAAGAGUGGCCUUUACGUGCUUGGACAUGUCCAACUGGGAGAUCUCAACACUUUACCAUCAGAUCCUCUGCAGUCUCAGUAUGACUCCUGGCUAUCCCUGGUUGACCAUCUAAACAUCAAGGCCUUUGUCAACCUGACUUUGGCUGAUUCUGUACGUCAUGGAGUCCAACAUUUGCUCUUCAUCUCUGGACUAGGUGGGAUGCGUCCCAACACCCUUGUCCUCGGUUUCUAUGAUGACUGUCUUCCAAAUGACAAGCUGGUUGAUCCAUCCCUGUCCACCAGUCAGUCCACAGAUCCCUCAGACCCUUCUCAGGAGCCUGAGCAACAACCUCCUCUCUUCCACUUUGCCUCCCUGCGGGGGUCCAGCGACAGACAGGAUUAUGGUGAAUUUGGUGACGGGAAGGUUCUUGGGCCCCAGGAGUAUGUCGCAAUCAUUGCUGAUGCCAUGAAGAUGCUUAAGAAUGUGGUGCUGGCUCGAUACUUCAACAACUUUGACCGAGCUCAGGUCCUCUCACCACCCUCCUCCUCCCCAGGGAAGGGUGCUGUGUAUGUUGACGUCUGGCCAGUCAACCUCCUGCGUCCAGACAGUUGUAGCUAUGUCGAUACCUGCUCUCUGUUCUUGCUACAGCUUGCAUGUAUCCUCAACAUGGUGAGAGCCUGGAGAAAAGCUACGCUCCGUCUCUUCUUGUGCGUGGAGGAAGGGCGAAGUGUGAGGGGCUCAGAGGAGAAGCUGGGUCAGCUGCUGAAGGAGUUGAGAAUUAAAGCUCGGAUCUACCCUGUGCCCUGGGACCAGCAGGUGGCGCUACACUGGCAGCGUCAAGGCAAGUGGGGAAAGAAGCCAUCACAAUCACCUGAUACCACUAAAGAAGAGAAGAAGCUGAGAACAGACGAGGAUGAAGAGAAUGAUGAUGAUUACGUUAAUAGCUUCCCGAGCAACACAAUGCGCCUUUCGGAUGACUACCUGUCAGCUGUCAAUAAGCUGAUCCUGGACCAGGCCCGACCACCACCUGCUGUGCGUUUCCUGUACCUGCCUCGCCCUCCAGCUGACACCCGGCGCUACGCCGCCUACUUACACCAGCUGGAGCUCCUGACUCAGGACCUGGGCCCCACGCUGCUUAUCCACGGUGUUACACCUGUUAUCACCACGGAUCUUUGAGAAAUCCCCUUCUUUACACAUUCAGUUAACUGUGCCUUAGAUGCUAAGGGUUCUGAGUUUUGCAGUGUCUCUACCUGCUGCUUAAGGUUCCUUGUGAAGGUGUUUGACCUCUUUUACAGUGUCACCACAGACCUCAGCACUGCCAUGGUGCUGAUCUCUCCAUACAAUGACAAGGGGAGACAGCCAUUGAAAUUUGACCCAGACUGAGAUGUCACUGCCGAGUCACAAAUAGCAUCUGCACUGCAUUUCACAAUAUGGACCCAAAAUCUCUAGACAUAUGGCCUAUUCUUAAAAUAUUUAAAAUGAGGACUGGAUUUUAUAUUGUAAAUCUUGGCCACUUGGGGAGCACAGAAUAUCCUGUCCAAAUAUUUAGUCUCUUCUCAAUUUUAUUUGUGUUCUCAACUUGUAAUUUUGGUAUCUCUAUCAAGCACCUGAAGGUACCAUAAUGUUAAAUUUCAAUGUCAUUAUGCCUUAUGAGAUGAAUGUAGAACCUGUGGAGCCAGUCACCAAAUCUAAACCAGUUGGAAAUAGUGCAUGAUGCUCUUUUUUUAUAUUAUAACCAAUGUUAUAAUAUUUACAAAUGUGUCCAUGGAAAAUUUCCACUCUGGUCUAAUCCUGUCACUCUAUGAACUAGUUCUUCAUUCCUACCUAUAACAGAGAGAACAGUCUAAUUCCUGUUCUAAGAACUCAAAGUAUCCUCUGACUCCCCCUGUCCCUUUCUUCAAAUGUUUGGUGUGCUGUUGCUUAAAUUCCUUAAAAUGACCAUUCCAUAUGCCUUCAGAUCAAAAAGUGCCUUGCUAGUUAGGGAGCCUCAAGUUUGGACUCAGUCCAUCACAGACAGAAAGUUGGACUGCUUUACACCUUGGAGCAGUUAUUUGCAGGAAAUCUGCUUUUCCAUUUUACAAUCUUGGAACAAAGGACACAGUUGAAUGGCAAAUCCGACAGUGCAAGUGAAGGUCUUAAAAGUUUUAUUCCAAAAAAUAAUUUUAUGUAAGAUCUCAGGAUGACAUUCCUUUUUUUUUCCAAAUGCACUUUUGUCCUUCCUCUGCCAAACUGCAUGUUGUGCAGCUUUCCAAAUUACUUUAAACAUGUUUACAGCAUCAGUUACUACUGUGAUUAUCCACAAUGUUUUAUAGAUUGUUUUUAUGUGUUUUAAGUGCUCUGUAACUUUUAGAAUUUUAACUCAUUAGAGAUCACAUAGCUUGACCAGCCUCAAUCCUGAAAUGCCUGAAUGAAUUUUAGUAUCGACUAUGCUCUGCAGCCUCAACCUUUACCCAGAGUAUUUGUAGUGCUCACAGUGAACCCAUGUAACUUUUGCUGAACUGUGGCCAUAAUGGUACAAUAUGGUACAAUACAUAUGGUUAAAUGUAUCAUACCAUUAACACAAGAAGAAACUGAAAAGUCUGAGGACUGACUUAGUAACAUCAGCUAUAAAGCAAUAUCUAUCUAUGGAAAGUAUGCUAACAUUAGCUAACAUUAGCCUUAAUAAGCUGCUGGUCAUACCAGCAGGAAAAACCCGACUGUACUCAUGUAAACAUUUCAUUUGUAAGAGUAAGAAUGUGAUAUUUCUUGUUAAAAGUUACGCAGGCUUACUUCAUAUCACUGCAUACUGUGGCAAAGAGUAUUUCCACGACAUCCAUGAUCCUUGAAAUGUUAGUCUCUAGAGUAACUACAAAUAAAACUGUUUCAGUUCAAUAGAUUCAUCCUGACAAUCUUCAUCACACUGACGUGUGUGGAGUCCAGAUCAGUUUUUGAAGAAUGCCUGGUACUCCAGACUGCUCUUGACAUUCUUUUGUUUGAAAUGGGAUAUAUGUUUACUUGUGGGCCAAUUGGAUCCAUCUUAUCUCCAUGGGUGGGUCCUUGUUUGGACACUACACUCCCCAGCAAACUAUUGACACUACAUUUCUUCAAAUCUUUGUCCUGGAUUUCUGUUUUUGAAAUCACAGAGGUACAAAAAGUAUUGCAGAACACACUCAGUUUAUUGAAGAAAUGAAAUGUUCAAUGUUGGAAUGACUGCAGAAAUCUAAGAUAUAUAUAUAUAUAUAUAUAUAUAUAUAUAUUUAAAUGUAUACUUUACCAGAUGCAAUCUGAAAUGACAGAAAAAAUAAAAAAAGAAUCGUUUGUA
This is a messenger RNA of Lates calcarifer (barramundi perch), 5406 nucleotides long. RefSeq lists its product as uncharacterized. The transcript has 13 exons. Gene Ontology annotation, cellular component: membrane. Gene Ontology annotation, molecular function: potassium:chloride symporter activity. Bases 408 to 3281 code for a protein of 957 amino acids. The record is from RefSeq and is a predicted model, not a curated record. Gene Ontology annotation, biological process: cell volume homeostasis; chloride ion homeostasis; potassium ion homeostasis. NCBI's taxonomy places the organism in Eukaryota, Metazoa, Chordata, Actinopteri, Centropomidae.